AUGUCUUGGGGUGGACCAGAUCUAGACAAAGGAAAAGUAAAGAUAGAUGAAACCAACAAAGGUAGUGGUGAUCAAUCUUGGAGAAAAACAGCUGAUACUCACAAAAUGAAUCCUGAACAUGUGAAGGCGGCUGGUGUUGAAGCAUCACAGCGACCUCCCGGACACGGCCGAGCCCCUGGUGAAGUUCUUCACCAGCGUCGUCGCCUCCCUUUUAGUUAUACGAGUAUGACUAUUGCAGGUUUUGCUAUUUCAGCUAUAAUUGGUUAUACUGUUUUGUACUCCAAGAAGAAAGCUGAAGUUGAUGCUGCGGAUGUUGCUAGGGUUGCUAUUAAUACUGCACAACCGCAGAAUACUGAAAAUAAACCAAAGAAAUAA
This is a messenger RNA of Amaranthus tricolor (Joseph's coat), 375 nucleotides long. RefSeq lists its product as uncharacterized. The record is from RefSeq and is a predicted model, not a curated record. NCBI's taxonomy places the organism in Eukaryota, Viridiplantae, Streptophyta, Magnoliopsida, Caryophyllales, Amaranthaceae. The transcript has a single exon. Bases 1 to 375 code for a protein of 124 amino acids.